AACAAAGCCACACGAAAACCCACCAUCAGGUUCAGGUCCAUCACCUCUUACAUUUUUUUUUCCAAAGUCUCUCAAUGGAUAGCUUGAGAGAUGUUAAGCCUAUCAAAUUCAUAUUUUCUAUUUUCUGUCUAAUUUUUAUAUUAUCCGCCUGUAAUUCAACGGCGGAGCUACCACGGUUCGUCCAACCACUAAAACCCGAUGGUACACUCAGUUUUCUCGUCGUCGGCGACUGGGGAAGAAGAGGUUCUUAUAACCAGUCCCAAGUAGCUCUUCAGAUGGGGAAAAUAGGGAAGGAUUUAAAUGUUGAUUUCCUCAUUUCGACUGGAGAUAACUUUUAUGAUGACGGAAUAAUCAGUCCAUAUGAUUCUCAAUUUCAAGAUUCGUUUACCAAUAUUUACACAGCAUCUAGCUUACAAAAACCAUGGUAUAAUGUAUUAGGAAAUCAUGAUUAUAGAGGUAAUGUCUAUGCGCAACUCAGCCCCAUUCUCAGGGAUUUGGACUGCCGAUGGAUUUGUUUAAGAUCUUAUGUUGUUGACGCCGAGAUUGUCGAUAUUUUCUUUGUGGACACAACACCGUUCGUAGAUAAAUAUUUUGAUGAACCAAAAGACCAUGUAUAUGAUUGGAGAGGCGUAUUACCAAGAAAUAAAUAUCUUAACAAUCUCUUAAUGGAUGUCGAUGUGGCAUUGCAAGAAUCAAUGGCUAAAUGGAAAAUAGUGGUAGGCCAUCACACGAUCAAAAGUGCAGGUCACCACGGCAUAACCAUAGAGCUUGAUAAACAACUUUUACCUAUCCUCGAGGCUAAUGAAGUGGAUCUCUAUAUAAACGGGCAUGAUCAUUGCUUAGAGCACAUAAGCAGCAUCAACAGUGGAAUACAAUUUAUGACAAGUGGCGGUGGAUCUAAGGCGUGGAAAGGAGAUAUGAAUGAUUGGAACCCACAAGAGAUGAGGUUUUACUAUGAUGGACAAGGAUUCAUGUCGGUUUACACAUCCGAAGCCGAACUACGCGUCGUUUUUUAUGAUGGUUUUGGUCGUAUUUUACAUCGAUGGAGCACUUGUAAGAAGGGGGUUUAUUCCGAUAUCUGAUCGAUGGUCAGACAAAAAAGAAGUUAAGAGUUAAAGACAAAACUAUUUCUAUUAGUAGUUCAUUGUUUAUUAUGUUGAUGUUUCAUGUGACUUAACAUUUUUUAAUGUUGUGUGAUUAUUUUCGAACUCUUAAAGUUUGAGAUUUGGUAUUUUAAUACAUGGAGACAUAUAGAACUCUCAUGAUUUGGUUUU
Messenger RNA from Arabidopsis lyrata subsp. lyrata, 1274 nucleotides. Its product is annotated as purple acid phosphatase 8. The record is from RefSeq and is a predicted model, not a curated record. Gene Ontology annotation, molecular function: ferric iron binding; acid phosphatase activity; ferrous iron binding. Bases 75 to 1082 code for a protein of 335 amino acids. The transcript is spliced from 7 exons. NCBI's taxonomy places the organism in Eukaryota, Viridiplantae, Streptophyta, Magnoliopsida, Brassicales, Brassicaceae.